UUGUAAAAGAAAUGGAUCCAGCCAUCUAUCACGAAGAAAAAGCAAAAGGGCAACUAUUAGAUGCACAAGCUCAUAUAUGGAGUCAUGUUUUCUACUUUCUCAAAUCCAUGGCCUUAAAAUGCGCAAUUGAACUAGGCAUUCCAGACACCAUUCAUAAACAUGGCAAACCAAUGACUCUUAAAGAGCUAGCCAAUUCACUUCCUAUCCUCCCUAACAAAAUUACCUCUCUUUCGCGCUUAAUGCGCCUUCUUGUAUCCUCCAAAUUCUUCUCUAUGAAAACUUUAGCCAACGGCGAAGAAGGAUUUGCUCGUACAUUGAGCUCCCAACUUCUGUUGAAAGAACACCCUCUUUCGCAAGCUCCUUUUGUUGUUGGAAUUCUUGAUCCACGGCUUACUGAUUUGUCUCAUAAUUUAAGUAGUUGGUUCAAAACCGAGGCUGAGUUUUCUUUCCAUAUCGCUCAUGGGAAGAGUGUUUGGGAAUUAGCUGGCAAAGAUUCGGAAUUUAAUGAUAUCUUUAACAAGGCCAUGGAAAGUGACUCUUGGUUUGCUACAAGCUUGUUGGUCUCUAACAAUGUUUUAAAAGGCUUACUUGAAGGAGUUGAGUCGUUUAUCGACGUCGGUGGUGGUAACGGAGCGACAGCUAAGGCCAUUUCUGAGGCUUUCCCAUGGCUGAAGUGCAGUGUACUUGAUUUACCACAAGUGGUUGGAGGGUUACAAAAGGAUGGUAGCAACGUCAACUUUGUUGCUGGUGAUAUGUUUAAGGCUAUUCCUCAUGCUGAUGCUGUCUUACUUAAGGUAUGA
This is a messenger RNA of Chenopodium quinoa (quinoa), 800 nucleotides long. RefSeq names its product trans-resveratrol di-O-methyltransferase-like. Lineage: Eukaryota; Viridiplantae; Streptophyta; Magnoliopsida; Caryophyllales; Amaranthaceae. Bases 12 to 800 code for a protein of 262 amino acids. Gene Ontology annotation, biological process: methylation. The transcript has a single exon. The record is from RefSeq and is a predicted model, not a curated record. Gene Ontology annotation, molecular function: S-adenosylmethionine-dependent methyltransferase activity; O-methyltransferase activity; protein dimerization activity.